AUGAACUAUCUCGACCGCAACAACAUCGCCGCUGCCCGUCUGGGUGGUCUGGAAGAAGACCUCAACCUCAGCCCCACGCAAUACAGCACAUGUCUGUCUAUUCUUUACGUGGGAUAUAUCCUAAUGCAGGUCCCGUCCAACAUGAUCAUCAACAAGAUUCCGCGUCCGUCGCUUUACAUCGCUGUUGUUAUGCUCAUCUGGGGCAUGAUCUCUACUCUAUCCGGAAACGUGACAAACUUCGCUGGCAUGGUCGCAAUCCGUUUCUUCAUUGGUUUUGUGGAAGCCGCCUUCCUUCCUGGUGCACUGCUUAUCCUGUCGAAAUGGUACACGCGCCGCGAAUUGACUCUACGAAACGCGAUUCUCUUCUGCGGCAACCUGAUCUCAAACGCCUUCUCCUCCCUCGUCGGUGCCGCGGUACUGGGAAAUAUGGAGGGCACGCUCGGCCACCGCGCCUGGAGAUGGCUGUACUGGAUUGAGGGCGCAGCAACGAUGCUCAUCGCCAUCUCCGCCAUCUUCAUCCUCCCGGAUCUACCGCACAACUCAAAGGGUUUCACCGAGGAAGAGCGCGCCGUCGCUGUCCUGCGCAUGACUGAGGAUGUCGGCGAGGCAGAUGAAGAUUCGGCUGAGCAAUCUGCUUUCGCGGGUUUCUUCAUGGCGGUCAAGGAUCUUAAGAUCUAUGUUAUGAUGCUCACGUUCACGGCAUACGUAGUUGGACUGUCGUUCAACGCCUUCUUCCCUACGCUUACACGCACCCUGGGUUUCGGUUACAUCACCACACUGCUCAUGUCCGCGCCGCCGUGGGCCUUCGCUUGCGUCGUCUCGCUCAUCAACGCGUGGCAUGCGGAUCGACAGCAAGAACGUUUCUGGCACAUCGUCUGCCCGAUCAUGCUAGGCAUCGUCGGCUUCGUCAUCUCGAUGGCCACAUCAAACACCGCAGGCCGCUACGUCGCCCUCUUCCUGCAAGCCUCCUCCUACGCCGGCUUCAUCGUCUUCUACUCGUGGAUCUCGUCCUCGUUCCCGCGGCCACCCGCCAAGCGCGCCGUCGCCAUCGCCAUGAUCAACGCGUUCUCGCAGCUCGGCAACAUUGCUGGGAGUUAUGUGUGGAAUAUGUCGGAUAAUGGGUACAGGAACAGUUAUGGGGUUGUUACGGCGAUGUUUGGGGUUACGAUUGCGGGAUGCUUUGUUUUCAGGGUUAUUUUGGUGAGGUUGAAUAAGAGGUUGGAUGAUGGGACGGAUGCGUGGGUUGUGCAUGGGGAUGUUGCGGAGCAGACGGCUGCUGUGGAGGGGGUUAGUGUUGAGGAGGGGAGGAAGCAGAUGGGUGAUUUUAGGUAUCUUGUUUAG
Alternaria novae-zelandiae is the source of this 1341-nucleotide messenger RNA. RefSeq lists its product as uncharacterized. Gene Ontology annotation, cellular component: membrane. Gene Ontology annotation, biological process: transmembrane transport. Bases 1 to 1341 code for a protein of 446 amino acids. Lineage: Eukaryota; Fungi; Ascomycota; Dothideomycetes; Pleosporales; Pleosporaceae. The transcript has 2 exons. The record is from RefSeq and is a predicted model, not a curated record. Gene Ontology annotation, molecular function: transmembrane transporter activity.